UCUCUUCGUCUCUAACCGAGAAGAACGAUGUACGGACAGCAGAAGAAGAACCAAGAACCUUGCCCACCAUCUCCACCACCCCAAAAAUGCCAGGAACCCUGCGAGCCCGAGCCUGUGAAAAAAUGUCCUCCUCCCCAAGAGCCAAAAUGCCCCGAACCAGUGUCAAAAUGCCCACCACCCCAAGAACCGCUGUGUCCUGAACCGGUCACAAAAUGCCCACCUCCACAAGAGCCAAAAUGCCCCGAACCAGUGUCAAAAUGCCCACCACCCCAAGAACCUUGCAAGCCAACCCCACAAUGCCCACAGAACCAGCAGGAAAAGUGCGUGAAGAAAUGAAAACCGCCAUCCGGAAAUCAGAUUUAUUUAAAGAACCCCCCGGGGGUAUAUUUAUAAAAUUCUGUUCAUGGAUGGAACUGAUGUCACAUUAAACGAUCUAAAAACUGCUCUGUGAAGCAGCGAUCAUCAUUAUUGAGAUCACUUAAAUCAUGGAUUUCUUCCAAAUAAACAAAUUAUCUUAAAUUUCA
Molecule: messenger RNA, 524 nt
Organism: Spea bombifrons (plains spadefoot toad)
Lineage: Eukaryota; Metazoa; Chordata; Amphibia; Anura; Pelobatidae
Product: small proline-rich protein 2D-like
Exons: 6
Coding region: 28-336 (102 amino acids)
Source: RefSeq, a predicted model, not a curated record